Molecule: messenger RNA, 877 nt
Organism: Erythranthe guttata (spotted monkey flower)
Lineage: Eukaryota; Viridiplantae; Streptophyta; Magnoliopsida; Lamiales; Phrymaceae
Source: RefSeq, a predicted model, not a curated record
CAUCCAUUAUCAUUUUCACCAAUUUGAGCAAUUGAAGAACAAAAAGAAUUUAAAGAAGAAAAAAUGAAGCUAGUUUGGUCCCCGGAAACCGCCUCAAAAGCCUACAUUGAUACCGUAAAAUCGUGUGAGCUUUUACAUGGAUCGAGUGUAGCGGAGCUUAUUUCAGCGAUGGCGGCCGGAUGGAACGCGGAAGUAAUAGUCGAGACGUGGGCCCGGGGCGGUGCUAUCCUAGUCAGCAUCGGGCUAGCGGUAGCCGCCCACCACACGAAAGGAAGACACAUCUGCAUAGUACCCGAUGAAGAAUCGAGGGCGGAGUAUGUGGAAGCCAUGAGCCAAUCGGGGCAGUCGGAUUACGAGAUGCUAGUGGGUGAGCCGGAAGAAGUUAUCGAAGGAUUACAAGGGAUUGAUUUUCUGGUUGUGGAUUGUGGUGGGGAUAAUGAUUUUGCGAGAAUUAUAAGGGCAGCUGACUUGGGCCGUAGAGGGGCGGUUUUGGUGUGCAAGAACGCCGCUGCCGCCUCGAGGGCGGCCUAUGGUGGUGGUUUCAGGUGGCGGAGCGUGCUUGAAGGGAAGUCGAGGAUUGUGCGGUCGGUGUUUCUUCCGGUGGGGGAUGGUUUGGAUGUUGCUCAUGUUGGAGCGGUAGGUGGGAACUCCGGCGAAGCGAAGAGGGAGAGCAGGUGGAUCAAACGGAUUGAUCGGCACUCCGGUGAAGAAUUCGUCAUCGAAAAUGAACUAUCUUGUUUGUAGAUAUGGUUUUGGAUUUGACUUUUAGAUGUAUUAUAAAUUUUGCUUUUUUCUUCAUUUUUUCAUUGUAUAGAGAUCACUUUUUUUUGGUGUGUGUGUGUGUCGUGCGUGUUUAUAUGUGUAUUGUUCGAAGCUU